Messenger RNA from Rhodotorula graminis WP1, 1272 nucleotides. RefSeq lists its product as uncharacterized. Gene Ontology annotation, molecular function: ATP binding; succinate-CoA ligase (ADP-forming) activity; metal ion binding. The record is from RefSeq and is a predicted model, not a curated record. Gene Ontology annotation, biological process: tricarboxylic acid cycle; succinyl-CoA metabolic process. Bases 1 to 1272 code for a protein of 423 amino acids. Lineage: Eukaryota; Fungi; Basidiomycota; Microbotryomycetes; Sporidiobolales; Sporidiobolaceae. Gene Ontology annotation, cellular component: mitochondrion; succinate-CoA ligase complex. The transcript has 8 exons.
AUGUUCUCGACCUGCCUGCGUACUGCGACUCGCGCCAGGGCUCUCAAGCCCUCGGCAGCUGUCGGCAACCAGCGCCGCAACCUGUCCAUCCACGAGUACCUCUCGAUGAACCUCCUCAACGAGUACGGCGUCCCGACUCCCAAGUCCAAGGCCGCCUUCUCGGCCGAGGAGGCCAAGCAGGUCGCGCAGAACUUCGGUGCCGACAAGCUCGUCAUCAAGGCGCAGGUCCUCGCUGGCGGUCGCGGCAAGGGUCACUUUGACGGCCCGAACGGCCUCAAGGGCGGCGUCCAGAUGGUCGACUCGCCUGAGCAGGCGGGCAAGUUCGCCGAGCAGAUGAUCGGCCACAACCUCAUCACCAAGCAGACGGGCGCCGCCGGCCGCGUCUGCAACGCCGUCAUGCUCGCCGAGAGGCGAACGCCGACCCACGAGUACUACGUCGCCAUCCUCAACGACCGCAGCCUCGGUGGCCCGGCCCUCGUCGCGUCGCGCCAGGGUGGCAUGAACAUCGAGGACGUUGCACGUGACGACCCGUCGGCCAUCAUCACGACCCCGAUCCCGUUCGAGGAGGGCCUCUCGAAGCAGCUCGCGGGCGAGAUUGCGCAGAAGCUCGGCUUCAAGCCCGAGUCGCAGGACAAGGCGGCCGACAUCUUCAUCAAGCUGUACCAGCUCUUCAAGGAGCGCGACGCGACGCAGAUCGAGAUCAACCCGCUCGCCGAGGUCGAGGGCGGCGACGUCCUGUGCAUGGACGCCAAGCUCGGCUUUGACGAGAACGCCGACUUCAGGCAGGCGGAGGUCUUCAAGCUCCGUGACCUGACGCAGGAGGCGCCGUCCGAGGUCGAGGCGGCCAAGUACGGGCUCAACUUUAUCAAGCUCGACGGCUCGAUCGGCUGCCUCGUCAACGGCGCCGGCCUCGCCAUGGCGACCAUGGACGUCCUCAACCUCAACGGCGGCUCGCCCGCCAACUUCCUCGACGUCGGCGGUGGAGCGACGGCCGAGGCGGUCAAGAAGGCGUUCGAGCUCCUCCUCGCCGACGGCUCGGUCAAGUCGAUCUUUGUCAACAUCUUCGGCGGCAUCAUGCGCUGCGACGUUAUCGCCGAGGGCAUCAUCCUCGCGGCCAAGGAGCUCGAGAUGACGAUCCCGCUCAUCGUGCGCCUGCAGGGCACCAAGGAGAAGGAGGCCAAGGAGCUCAUCCGCGAGAGCAACAUGAAGAUCUUCGCGUACGACAACCUCGACGAGGCGGCUGCGGAAGCCGUCAAGGCCGCGUCGGCCUGA